Astrephomene gubernaculifera is the source of this 1225-nucleotide messenger RNA. The record is from the annotation of a GenBank genome assembly. NCBI's taxonomy places the organism in Eukaryota, Viridiplantae, Chlorophyta, Chlorophyceae, Chlamydomonadales, Astrephomenaceae.
AUCAUUUUGGGCAAAGCGCUGCGGUGAUAUAGCUUAGCUGCUGGCAAAGGGACAGCUCGCCCAAAUCGCUGAAAGCGCAUGCACGGGCACACACGUCGAGUACUAAGCCGCUAAUCACUAUGACUCAUGUGGGUAGCCAGCAUUUGCCCGAUGAGGCGACACUCCUGCGCUGCUUGCGCGAACAUUUUGGGCUUCCAGGCUUUCGGCCAGGGCAACUAGAAGCGGUGACGGCAACCUUGUCAGGCCAGGAUUCCCUUAUUAUCUUGCCGACUGGCGGCGGCAAAUCCGUUUGCUUCCAGUUGCCAUGCCAUGCCAGGGACUAUGGCUUCACGGUCGUCAUCUGCCCGCUGAUCGCGCUCGCAAAGGACCAAGUGGACAAAUGCGACGAACGGGGCAUCUAUGCCGAGAGGUGGAACUGCGAAGUGCCUGAGGUGCGCAAGGCAAGCAUUGCCAAGGACAUUGUCAGCGAUGAGCCCAGUCUCCGAUUGCUGUACACCACGCCUGAGAGCUUACGACAGCCAAAGCUCAUGGAAAGCCUCAAGGAGGCCUGCGCCAAGGGCACGCUGGUGUCUUUUGCCGUGGACGAGGCGCAUACGGUCUCAGAAUGGGGUCAUGACUUCCGACCAGCUUACCUGGAGCUGUCAUACAUUAAGCAAGAGUUCCCGUCCGUGCCGGUGGCGGCGCUGACGGCCAGCUGCACGCCUAAAGUGAGUGACGACAUCAUCGCAGUCCUGCGUCUGCGCUCGCCACGGGUCGUCAAGGGCUCUUUCAACAGGCCCAACAUCUGCUACCAGGUACGGCACAAGGAGCUAAUCGGUGACGGCAGCGACCAAGCGGCGCUCGAGGAUCUCAUCCGCUUCAUCCAGGACAGGCCCGACCAGUGCGGCAUCAUCUAUGCGCGGCUGCGCACCACCUGUGACUGGCUGGCAUCUGCCCUGGCGGCCCGCGAUGUGGAGGUGGGUUGCUACCACGCCGGCAAGGGCACGGACGCCCGGUCGCGCGUCCAGCGGGACUGGAGUGGCGGCGGCCUCAACGUCGUAGUGGCCACCAUUGCGUUUGGCAUGGGCAUCGAUCGUGCAGACGUGAGGUGGGUUGUCCACUGGAACGCGCCGUCCAGCAUGGAGGGCUUCUACCAGGAGAGCGGCCGUGCGGGCCGAGACGGGCAGCCCAGCCUCUCCGUCGUGUACGCCAGUCGCACCGACCUGGAGUCCAACCACAAGAUGGA